UCUUUUAUUUUUGUACAUAUAUAUAUAAAUAUCCCCUUCUCUCUCGUUAGUUUCGUUCUGGUCUGGUCUGGUCUGGUCCUCCCACCUCUUCGUAACAGUCGUACCUGGUCGAAAAUAUAAACAUCUUUAUAUAUAGAUCAUAAAAGAAAGAUUCAUACGUACGUACGGCCUCUUUGCGGUUGUUACAGAGAAGAGAAGAAGAAGAAGAAACAUAUAUUUUCAUAUAUAGUUAUAUCUUUUGGUUCAUCAUAAUAUCAUGGGAUUCUUACACAAGCUCUGGGACGAAACUCUAGCGGGGCCAACCCCCGAGACCGGGCUGGCUAAGCUCCGAAAGUACGACUCCUUCGCCGGUGCCACUAGUACUAAUACUACUACUACUGUACCGUCAUCAACGCCUCCCCAGGUGGUGGUACCACCCCUCCAUGACAAUAGUGAUGGGGUUAGUCGGAGCAUCACCAUUCUUAGGACUAAUUCUUCACCUCCUUUCAGGACUUUCUCCACUGACGUCCCGGGUUCCGACCCGGACUCUCCUUCCGGCCGGUGCAGCGCGCCGGGCACUCCCACCACCCCCGGAACCCCUGGUGAUCAUCAGAAUAUGAAGAAAUAUUGGACAAGGAGAAAAACCCCUGUUGCAGCCGAUGCCUUUGAACGCGCUCAUAACCAGACAAGUCCGACUGUUUACGAUUGGAUAGUGAUUAGUGCUUUGGAUCGUUGAGAAAGAGAGAAGAAGAAAGUGACGGUCGAUUUUGUUUUUCCAUGCAUCAUCGCCUACGCCACUCUGUUUGUACAUAGAAGGAACUUUUUUGCAGAGAGUGUUUCUGCUACUAUAUAUAUGUAUAUAUAUAUAAAUAUUUAAAUACAUUAUAAUAAUAAGUCUACGGUUGGUUCAGCCGAGGAAGACUCGAUAGUGAAUCAAUACUUGUUGUGGGAGUUUUGUGGGAAGGAGGAGUAAGUUUAUAUAUAGCCAUAAUUUUCUACCGCCGAGUUCUUUGUGUUUUUUACAUAUUUUAUCUUGUAUUGUACAUACCAGGGGUUUGGAUUUAGCUUGAAUGUGUAUAUGAGUCGUGGUUUGAAUCCUCUUUCAAUGAAAAACUCAAUAGAAGAGCUUUGAAAAAGUUA
This is a messenger RNA of Humulus lupulus (European hop), 1119 nucleotides long. Its product is annotated as dormancy-associated protein homolog 4. The transcript is spliced from 3 exons. Bases 257 to 715 code for a protein of 152 amino acids. Lineage: Eukaryota; Viridiplantae; Streptophyta; Magnoliopsida; Rosales; Cannabaceae. The record is from RefSeq and is a predicted model, not a curated record.